This is a messenger RNA of Hymenoscyphus albidus, 2255 nucleotides long. NCBI's taxonomy places the organism in Eukaryota, Fungi, Ascomycota, Leotiomycetes, Helotiales, Helotiaceae. The record is from the annotation of a GenBank genome assembly.
CGGCUCGCCCCGACACGCCCAGCGGUGAAUUGAUAGACAUCGCGACCUCGGACCUCUUGGCCCAUUAUAUUUCGUUUUUCAAGCUUCAUCGUUGCCUAUCUCGGAAUAGCUGUUCCUCAGACCCUCAAUUGAUAGCCCCCCAGAGAGGUGAUCGUCCGCCUUCAGGCCAGUCUCUCCCGCAGGCCAGUCGGGUCAUCAAGAAAUUCCGGGUUCAUCGCGAGAGCAAUAUCUAUAAAGGUCGUUGCAUCAUCCCCCGCGACUUCGAUUGUCCGAAUCGAGGAAAUUCAACGAAAUUGAGCAAGUUCCAAUACAAGUUCCAAUAUUAUGGCUACAGUCCGAUCGCGACUGGCUCACUCGGUCAAGCUAGCCACCCGUCACACAAAAAGCAGGUCAUUUUCUUCGACGUCCCAAUAUGGUAGUGACACUGCUAGCACGACAAUCUCCAUCGCAAGCCUUCUUGAUCGCGGGCCCGCAGACCCCAAUAACGUCUGUGUAAAUGGCUUCGUCCGCUCGGUGCGGAGUCAGAAACGGCGGUCCUUUGUGGAUCUCGGAGAUGGAUCAACAUUGGAGCCACUGCAAGCCCUCCUAAGCCCAGAGCAAGCCCAGAGGUGUGCGGAUUAUAUUGCUCCCGGGUAUCGAAAAGGUGACUGACACAGCGUUGGCAGUCUCUCAACAGGAAUGGCUGUCCGACUGAAGGGCGCGUGGAAAGAAUCACGCUUCCCGGAAUCGCAAACUCACGAACUCCACGUAACUGCUAUAGACACAUUGGGAUUCUCAGACGCAGCGGUAUGGGGUGGAGAAUACUAGAAUCAAACGAUAAUUACUAAAUCCCGUCAGACCAACCCUAUUCAGAAGAAGUAUCAAACGAAAGAAUUUCUUCGAACCAUACCUCAUUUGCGAAGCCGUAUUCCCUUUAAUUCAACCUUGCUUCGACUUCGUUCGGAUUGCAUAUCAGAGAUAACUCGAUUUCUUGCGGCGGAAGGCUUCACUCAGACCCACACCCCAAUAAUUACAUCCUCGGAUUGCGAAGGGGCAGGCGAGGUCUUUCAUCUCGAAAGUUCACACAAGGGCCCGAUCAGCGAACAUGACGAUGGAACAUUCUUUCGGUCUCCAAAAUACUUGACAGUAUCAAGUCAACUGCACCUGGAGGCUCUAGCACAAUCAAUUGGCAACGUUUGGACAUUAUCUCCAACAUUUAGGGCAGAAAAAAGCGACACCAAGCGUCAUCUCAGUGAGUUCUACAUGCUCGAGCUUGAGAUGAGUUUUGUGGAGGAUAUGAGCGUUGUGAUGAAUGUGGUGGAAAAACUGGUUCAGAGUAUUACAUUGCCACUUUUGACUUCCCGAGUAGGUAAAGAGUUGCUUGCUACCAGAACUCGCGAUGGGGAAGAAACUGGCGAGUCUUCAGAAUGGUUAAGAGAUCGAUGGUUGGCUAUGAAAGGCCCUUGGCCUCGUAUCACAUAUACCGAAGCCAUUCAAAUUUUGCAAACAUCAGGUAUUAACUUUACCAAUACCCCUCAGUGGGGUCUUGGAUUUAGUAUCGAGCAUGAGCAACAUGUCGCCAGCGUUUUCAAGAAGCCCGUUUUCGUUACUCAAUACCCACGCGAUAUCAAACCAUUUUAUAUGCUUCCCUCCAGGGAGUCAACUGACAUGGGAGAGACUGUGGACUGUUUCGAUCUUUUGUUACCAGAGGCUGGAGAGCUUGUCGGGGGUUCUAUGCGUGAACAUCGCCUGGAUCCUCUGAUCGCUUCAAUGCGGUCCAGUGGUAUGAUACCACAUGGCCCACCAGAAUUCAUCUCAGAUGAGCAGCUAGGUAGCCUGAAGUGGUAUGUUGAUCUGAGACGCUGGGGGAGUGUUCCACACGGUGGAUUCGGGCUCGGUUUCGAUCGCCUUCUGGGUUACUUGGCUGGUGUCCAAAACAUCAGAGAUGUAAACACUUUCCCUCGGUGGGUGGGGCGAUGCGAAUGUUAGACUCUAGGUCCUGGGACCUAUCUUUGACGCCGGAAUAUUACGAGGCCACCUCAACUCUCGCAGAGCAACAGCAGUUCCACGCUCGCUUUGGAUUGUUCCCAAACCCCCACUCUGUAAAACAAAACUGCGCGGCCUAGCGAGGAAUACGAUCAUUUAAUCCUGUGGUACGAAUCUCUAAUUCAACAUGACGGCUUAAAGAGACAUGCUACCUUUAAUAAAUAAUGUACUAGAGUAGUUUUGUUACAACCGAAACGGGCCUGGUACAUGGGAAGGUUCCGGUCCUUGUU